UUCCCGAGGCUCGUUGCUUAGGUGGGCAGAGUGCGGGGACGGCAGUCGGUAGCUACCCUUUGGCGGGCCUCGCCUCGUUACCGGCCUCUCAGCUCGUGUGUGUCCCCCCUCAUACACACCCUUCCUCGGGGCGUGACUAGGCCUGGUGGCCUCCCCGGUCCGGCUUCAUGGAGCGCGCCGCCGCGAUGACGGACAUGUACGACCAGGCGUUGUUGGGCAUCUUGCAGCAUGUGGGCAACGUCCAGGAGUUUUUGAACAUCCUCUUCGGCUUCCUCUACCGCAAGACCGACUUCUACCGUCUUCUGCUGCAGCCGGCGGACCGGCUCGGCUUCCCUCCAGGCGUGGCGAAGACCAUGGCCCUCAGGGCAUUCAAAAACUUUGAACAUCUGGCCCGUCAAGAUGAUGACAGAAGACAGCAAGAACUUGAGGAAAAGCUAAAGAAAAGAGAGGAGGACUUUGCAGCUGCUGGAGAAAGGAAGAAGGUGCCUGCUGUAGCUGAGGAAGUUGAGGUCAAAACAGUAGAGCAUGACUCUGCAUUAGAUGGUGCAAAGGCUUCAGAAUCACUGGAGCCCACAACGGCAGAGGAGAAAGUAGAAACACAAGCCAUUAAUGCAGCAGUGGAGCCACCGGGGGCCGUUGCCACACCUCUAGAAACUCAGCCAGCAGAACUGCCCAGGAAACAGGAGCAGUUCCAGGCAAAUCCAGACAGUUACAAUGGAGCGGUGCGAGAGAAUUACACCUGGUCCCAAGACUACAGCGACCUGGAGAUUAAAGUCCCGGUGCCUGCACACAUUCUGAAAGGCAGGCAGGUUUCUGUGAACAUUGGCAGUAGUUCAAUUCACGUGGCAGUGGUGGAGGGAAGUGGACAUCGCGUGCUCAUGGAAGGCACCCUUACCCACAAGAUCAACACUGAGAACUCUGUUUGGAGUCUGGAACCAGGAAAGUGUAUCCUAAUUAACCUGAGCAAAGUAGGUGAAUACUGGUGGAGUGCCGUCUUAGAAGGAGAAGAGCAGAUUGACAUUGGUAAAAUCAAUAAGGAACGUUCAAUGGCUACUGUGGAUGAAGAAGAGCAUGCCGUGCUGGACAGGCUAUCUUUUGACUACCACCAGAAGCUGCAGGGCAAGCCACAGAGCCACGAGAUGAAAGUCCACGAGAUGCUCAAGAAGGGCUGGGAUGCUGAAGGCUCCCCGUUCCGAGGCCAGAAGUUUGAUCCCUCCAUGUUCAACAUCUCUCCCGGGGCCGUGCACUUUUGAUGACGGCAGCGAGGAUGGGGAAAUUGCCUACGUGCCUGGGAUAGAAGGAUGGAACUGAUGCCGCUGCCAGGCCCCUCCUUCUCCUGCUGCUGCCAGUGACAUCAAUGAGCCCUUUUGUCCCUGCAUUGUUAUAUUUGGGCUUGUUUGUAAAAUGCAGACUUUAAAAUGGCCAGAAUGUGGGUUUCGUUUUGGGGAGGGGGGUGGCAGAGAGCGAACUGAGAUGUAAGUGUGGGUGACUCCUUCCCUCGAGCACCAGGUUGGUGUAUUUGAUAUGUAUGUGGGGGAAACCUAGCGAAAGCAGCAUUACGUACUGUGUCGCCACGGCAACCAGAGGCUGCUGGUAGCAUUUCCUUUUCUCUCGUUAAUGGAUUCAUUUGCUGCUGGAUGCGGGGCGGCGGGGAGGUUGCUUAAAGGCAGUUUUCUCCCACCCCCACCCCUUUUUCAGAAAUAGAUGCAGUUUGGCGAAAUGAUGGCAGCUUCUCUCUUGCUUAUUUGAAGCUACCUUCUCUCUCUCUCUCUCUCUCUCUCUCUCUCUCUCUCUCUUUCUCCCCCCUUCCUUCCAGCUUUAGGAAACCCCAUCUCCCUAUGGCAUCGGGCAGUGCAGCCCUCUUUAAACGCUGGCAAUCUGCAAUCGGUGUCAUUUCAGCGGAAUCUAAAUUGUUAAGUUUGGUCUUCGAGGCCCUAGCAGCAGGAGGUAAAUGUUGCUGGGCUUUGACAAAUUAUGAAAAGGAGCCAGAAUAGAAGGUGACACUUGAUAGCUGAAUAUUUGUGGUGGUCUGUGAAGCCCGGGCACAGAUUAGGAAGAAAAACAAAAGUGGAAAACCAGAGGGUCUCCAUCCUGCUUUCUGCGGCUGGGUUACUUGGUGCUCAGAGUGCCGCAUUUUGCUGUUGAUCUCACUUUGUUCUUGGUUUUGCCCAAAUGUCCAUGCCAGUAAGUUUCGGAACUUAGACAUCCUUUCUUACCCUCCCUAUGAUAUAUAAAGUGCUUGACUGCAUUUCAUAUAUAUCUGUCUUAAAAAAACACACACACAAUAGGAGGAGCAAUCAUGACCAUGGAGCAAGGGAUUUAUGCUCACACACACACACACACACAAAUACUGCACUCCUGAAAAAAAUCUUGCCCACCACCACUCCAAAGCUGGUAUUUGCCCCAGAAGGGAAAUUGCCGUUAACACCAGUUGUAGCUUUCCUCCAUAGGGGAUUUUUAUUAUCGUCUCUCCCCCAACUGCUUCCACUUCCUUCUCUGAUUGCUCCCCCCUCUAUGGCUACUAUUAAAUAACAAAAACAAAGCAGAUAUGUGAAAUGCAAUCACAUAUUUCACUUGUGAUCUAGUUUGGCUCUUAAGUCCGACAAACAGCUUAUGGCAGAGACUGAGUUGAUGAAGCCAGCGUGGGGUAAUCUUCUAGCAUGGUGACCCUUUGUUAGAGUCUUCUCCUAUAAAGCAAAGAGUGAGGGUGUUCAACUCUGCCUGGUUACAGAUAGACCAUGUGUGUUUUCCAAGAGGAAAUGAGCUCCGCUCUUGGUUCUUGUCCAGUUCUUCGGAUGAAGUGUCAUGAUGCUCAAAAAAUCAGCAAGUGGUAGCUUUUACCACUUCAACUGUUUGUCUGAAUCUAUCCCUCAGUGUGCCAUUUGGUUUGAAGUGUCUUGCUUUUGAUUACUUUCAUUUCAGCUGACAAUAUGAUACAGAAAGUAGGGAGAAAUAUUUCUGAGGAAGCAAAGAUCAUUGCUCCUGAGAAGGUCCCUCUUCUUGCUUUCGCAAGGCAUGUUAGAUGCUGCCAGGAAAUGUUCACCUAUCCCAGUUGUUCUGGCAGCUACAUAAACUAUGCUUUCGUAUAAAUAAGAAAUUGGAUCACUGGGAAGAUGGCUAUGCCAGAUUUAAUAAUAGGUACAUGUCUGAUUGCCAUUUUUUUAAAAAAAGUAACAAAGGCAACAUUUCAAGAACAGCUUAACCUAGCCUUGCUCAACCUGCGGGAUUAUGGGAGUCAGAGUCCAACAUAUUUGGAGGGCACCAGAUUGAGGAAGACUGGCCUAAUCAUAUAAAAAUGCAAAACACAUUUUAGGUGUGUUCAUAACUGCUGAAUAUGAAGGCUAAAUGUGCAUCUGCAGAAUUUUAUACUGAAGAAGAGAAUUAAUUGUUAUAAUGUAUAUGGUACUGGUGAGGCAUGGUAUACCCUUUAGUGAGGCUCAGUAUACCCUAUAGAACUGCAACCUGGACAACUGGCUGAAGGGGGCAAGAGAGCCCACCAAGUAACCUGGGAUUCAUUUCCAUUGAGGAGGAGGAAGCCUUCCAGUAGGUGUUUGGCACUCUGAGAGCUUAGUUCAAUUAUUCCAUCCCUGCUCCACCAACUGUUAGAUGCCAAAAGUGGAGCACAGGAUUGGCAAAAGCCCCUGGCUUCUGAAUAAGCAAAUCUGGUAAGCAUCACAUCUUCAGACAAAUCAAAAGCAAACUAAUGACCACUACGGGAUUUCAGCUGAAGUCUUUCACUAUAGACAAUUUUAAUUUGGUCAUGACAGACCAAUAAGGAAGGGGCCUGUGCCAGAUUUAUUAAUAAGUACAUGCCUGCCAUUUGAAAGUCUAAGGAGGACAGAAUAUCUGGCACUCUCCUCUUCUGCCCCCCCCCCCCGGUUAUCACCCUCCUCCUCUCCCUCCUCCUCCUGGCAAGGUGUAACACACAGCUGAUAGCCCACUCAGGUUAGAGAAUAGGAUGAACUUGUCAUUUGAGGAGGUGAAAAGCAGUGAACACCCAAGAAAGUCACAUAGGAUCCAAAUUGGCUCAGAUUAUUUCUUCAUUGCCUCAACUGUAUUGAAAAAGUGGUGAAAAUUUAGCUUGCACAAAAGGAAUUCUGUGCAACGGGAAAGCUUACUUGCUUUUCAUCAAAUGUUAGCUUGCGUUAGGCUAACAUUUGCAUCAUUUUAGAUCCCGUUUGAGUAAAAUGCUUGCACGCACAGACUUUGAAUCGGCUGGUGGCUGAAAACAGAAUGCGUUGUGUAUCUGGUUUGCGUUUGUGUCUUUAGCUCAGAUCAGUUUCAUAGAGGAGGGAAGUAGCUCAUCCCUUUGCCACCUACUUGCCUUCCUUUUUGAGAUGUAUGAUUAGCUGCUUUUCGUCUCUUCCCAGGUCACUAGAUUAACAGAACACUGAUGUUGCCUGUGCUUCAUUCAGGGGUGGCUGUGGAGAGGAAGCUGUUCAUGAAGUGAAUUUUGGGAAAUGUCGUAGCACAGGUGUUCCAGCAGCCCAUUCAGAAGAGAGAAAGUGCUGUGGCAUGCAAGUAGAUGCCGUUGCCUGCAAGUAACAACCGUUAUUUGGACAGGGAGCGGCCAUUCCGUUAUGUGCUUUCUUGCACAUUCCAUGCCCCGUGGGCAGCAGCUGCCUUGCCACAAAAGCAGUCACUGAAACGGGCAAAUUUUCAGCUGUGGUGUGAUGGGUGGGGCAGGAAUUCCAGUCACAUGCAUACACACACAGAUUGUGUUAGGGUCCUUUUUGGAAGGCACCCUGUGCUUGCUUCUGAAGAUGGUGGCAUCAGCUGCCAUUAGAAACAGAUGUUGCAUUUGGCUUAGCAGUAGCUGAUCUCAAGUGACCUGAUCCCUCAGGGAAGGACAAGGAAUUUGAUUGGCCCGAGUUGGCAGUAGAAAGGGCAGCUUGGAGAUCAGGCUUUUGUAGUAUUCCUACUUUCUUGGGGGUAUAAAAGUAAGUAGAGAGGGAAGUGCCUGAUACUAUGGCCACUCCCUGCCAAGAUAAUGGUUGCUAUUCACAUUCACCAUCUUGCAUGUUAUAUCAUUUUGUGCCUUCUUGAAUGGGCUGUUGAACGCUUGCAAUUGCAUUGUCCCAAGCAUCACCUUAUGGACGGACCAGCUUUCCCUCUAUAGCCUGAAUAAAGUACAGGCAGCAUAGGUGUGUUUCAUUAUUCUAGUGCAGAGAUAAGCAAAAGGUAGAUCUCCAGAUGUUUGGGAUUUCAACUCCCAGAAGCCCCUUCCAGUAUGGCCAAUGUCCAGGAAUACCGGGAGUUGAAGUCCCUUCCUGCCCACCCGUAUUCUAAUGUUCUGGGAUAGUUUCCAUUAAAAGGAGUCACUUUCCUCAAAAGAAGACAAGUAGGUUGAGCUACUGAUCAGCACUUCUCAUUUUUUAAAUAAGAAUUCGUUAUUUCUAAAGCACCUACAAUCAACCAGGCAAGUGUUUUCAGGUUUUCCUAAAGUACUGUGGGUGGUUCCCAAGCAGUUCACCUGCUGUGAAGAGCUUAGUGAGACUUGGCGUGACAUGAGCCCUUCUUUAGCUCCGUAAUGCGUUUGUUUCUCCUCCCCCAGCCUUAAAUUGUUGAAAGCAACAGUAAAUCUUAGAAGUCUGUUUGUGGGCGUCCAGCUGCAACUGCCUGGGUUUGGGCUCCUGCAGAAAUGGAGAGCGUGCAGCUCCAGUGGACUUUGAGUAGUGCUAUAAAAGGAGCACUAAGACUCCUUUGGCAAAUCUCAAGUAGGAUGAUCCAAAUGGGGGCCUUUCUUUGGGGGGGGGGAUGUGCUCCUGCACAGCUUUUGAAAUUAAGGAGCUUCAAGAGGUCUCCCCAGCCCAAACUUUUGUCCUCUCUUUGGGCUGCUUAGUGGAGGUUACAGUCCAGCGCUGGAUGAAUUGGACCUAGAAGAAAAAUAACCUUUCCCCAGAAUACAAGUUGCAGCAGUACAAGGUGCUAAGUAGGGAUGGCAAAGGAUGUGCGGGGAAACCUCUUUGGCAGUGACUAUUAACUUCAUAUUUGAUUUUUCUCCUACAGGCGUUUGGCCUUUUCACAAGAUUUAUGUACAAAACGUUGACUGUUCUUGUCACACAAAAUACCUCCUCUUAAAACCACAAAACAAAAACGAGGUCUGCUCACUUAAAGCUGGGGACUAAAGUCGGCCCACAAAAGUGGGGACAUGUGGAGAAAUGCAGCUUGCUUCCAACGCCUGAUCUCCAGCUCAGCCUUUGUGCUGAGCCAAUUCAUUAAGCCGUGCAUUUAUGCAAAGCUGCAUCAUAGGCCAGCUUCCUGCGAGUAAAAGACAUUUCCCAGGACGCUUCUUUUCUAGCAGAAAUGCUCCUGCCUAAUGUGCAUUCAGUCUGUAUCUUCUGGUGGCUAUGCUUGCUUUCUAUUCCUGUUGAGUUCAGAAGCUACACCAUUGCCAUUAAGCAGGACAGAGAAAACAGCACACUUUGUGACUUUUCAGGCUGAACCCAGCCCUCCGGUUCUGUAUGGUGGCCGUUAGGGGCUUGAUAAACCUUCAGUUCUGCUAUCUCACUGCAAAAAUGGGUUAGGAAGGGGAUUGAUCAAACAUUCGGUAGGCCUACCAAACAUGACAUGGUGGGCCACAAAUUGUUUUAAGUUUGGACUAAGUUCACUCUUUGUUAAUUUUUUUAAUUUCCCGUCGUAUCUUUCCCCUCCUGCAUGGAAAAUGGCUGAUCUUUCUAGCUGCUGAUUUCAGCACUCUGUUUCAUUUUGGUUGUCUACAUCUGCAAACUACAGUUUGCAUAUGAAGCAGGGCAGUGUUGGUGUUGUCUGAGCUGUCCUAAGGGACUCUAGGCCUGGCCGUUCUGUUUGUGGCACAUUUUCUCUCUACCUGCUUGCAAUAAUAAACACAUUUUAUCUAAACAGGUA
Elgaria multicarinata webbii is the source of this 6867-nucleotide messenger RNA. It is a transcript of the gene NUDCD3, whose product is annotated as NudC domain containing 3. The transcript has 6 exons. The coding region runs from base 168 to 1253 and encodes 361 amino acids. NCBI's taxonomy places the organism in Eukaryota, Metazoa, Chordata, Lepidosauria, Squamata, Anguidae. The record is from RefSeq and is a predicted model, not a curated record. Gene Ontology annotation, biological process: protein folding. Gene Ontology annotation, cellular component: cytoplasm.